AUGCUUCAGGCGUCAUGUGCUGUCUGGGUUUGCACGCAUCAGUUGUUCAGUUAUGCGCGAACUUUGAUAAAGCCCCGGCACAAUAAGGUCGUGGCCUGUUACGUCGCUUCCUGGGCCUUAUACAGGCCGGAAAAUGGAAAAUUCGGGAUAAACAAUCUUCGGCCGGAGCUUUGCACGCAUCUAAUCUACGCGUUCGCCGGAUUGAAUCACACGAACUGGACGAUUAAGAGCCUUGAUCCGUUUAAGGACAUUGAAAAUGGAACAGGAGAUUACAGGAGGUUUACCCAAAUUCGUGAAGACUAUCCCCAUUUAAAAAUCUCUAUUGCGAUCGGAGGAUGGAACGAAGGUAGCCAAAAUUAUUCGGAGCUUGCUUCGUCCCCCGUACGAAGAAAUAGAUUCGUCAACAGUGUGGUCGAGUUCCUUAGAGAAUAUCGUUUCAAUGGGUUCGAUCUGGACUGGGAGUUUCCUGGAUCACGCGGAGGAAUGCCCUUCAAUAGGCAAUACAUUGAUCUGUAUCAGGAACUCAAAGAAGCAUUCAUCAAGCCAGGAUACGUACUAACAGCAGCUAUAAGCGCCAAUCUAGGAAUGAUAGACGCGGGAUAUAAUAUUCCCGAAAUUUCAAAGUAUCUAGACCACAUUCAUGUGAUGGCUUAUGAUUACCACGGUACAUGGGACUUGAAAGUACUUCCGAAUUCACCCAUGACAAGCCACGAUAAACUCAGCGUGGAAGACACAAUCGGACACUUGUUAAACAAAGGUGCACCAGCGAAUAAAUUAGUGUUAGGCUUGCCCAUGUAUGGAAGAACGUUUAUAUUGACCACCAAGCCCAGUUCUCCCCAAGAGAAUCCCAUGAAUAAGACAUGCUUGCCCGAUGGAUUUAAAGGUCCCUAUACUGGACAGGUUGGGUUCAUGGGAUACAAUGAAAUUUGCGAGGUGAUAGUGAAGGAUUUACACCUUUGGACGACUGGCUGGGAUAUGGAGAGCAGUACGCCCUACGCUGUCAAAGACGAUCACGUGAUUGUGUAUGAUAAUCCAAUCAGUAUGAAGACAAAGAUCGAAUACGCGACAAAAAUGAACCUUGCCGGUGUAAUGGUCUGGAGUAUUGACACGGAUGAUUUCCACGGCAAGUGCGCGAACUUGAUGGAGUCCUUGGACCCGACGGACUCAACCUUUCCCUUGAUGCGAUCCAUCAACAUGGUUCUCGCUAAUACGACUAAUCGUAAACCAGACGAUUCGAACGACAACAAGUCUUCAUCAGACAGAUGUUUUUUCAAUUUUACAUUCAUUUUACUCGUACUUCUGGUGCAAUACGUUUGA
Molecule: messenger RNA, 1317 nt
Organism: Dufourea novaeangliae
Lineage: Eukaryota; Metazoa; Arthropoda; Insecta; Hymenoptera; Halictidae
Product: probable chitinase 2
Exons: 9
Coding region: 1-1317 (438 amino acids)
Biological process (GO): chitin catabolic process; carbohydrate metabolic process
Cellular component (GO): extracellular region
Molecular function (GO): chitinase activity; chitin binding
Source: RefSeq, a predicted model, not a curated record